Molecule: messenger RNA, 4057 nt
Organism: Etheostoma cragini (Arkansas darter)
Lineage: Eukaryota; Metazoa; Chordata; Actinopteri; Perciformes; Percidae
Gene: gucy2f
Product: guanylate cyclase 2F, retinal
Exons: 18
Coding region: 704-4018 (1104 amino acids)
Biological process (GO): cGMP biosynthetic process; protein phosphorylation; intracellular signal transduction
Molecular function (GO): guanylate cyclase activity; peptide receptor activity; ATP binding
Source: RefSeq, a predicted model, not a curated record
UACGUUUUGGUCCUGGGUCACUUUGGAGGGAUUUGAUUGAAUGUGCCUGCAGCGGACACUGUACAUACAUCAGAACCGGCUUCCAAUUUUAAAUAUCACAUUUUUGGGGAAGGGUGCUCAUUGUUGCAGCAGAUUUUAUUUUGAAUUUUUAAUAUCUAAUAUAUAUAUAUUUUUUUGUGAAGAUCUAUAAUGAAGAAAGGAAACCCGGGGGCGUAGGUGAUUUUCUUUGUCCUUCUUUAGAUAUGCUUCCUGUGAACAGAAGUGUUUGUGAAAAACGCACAGGAGCCUUAAGAGGCGCUCACUGCGGGACCUAAGUAGCUCUCCAGGGUGCUGAAGUUGUCUCCAAACGCGACAGGCACAGCGUUCAUUCUCUGCCUGUCACUCUCAGCCCAUAAUCCGAACACAAUGACUUGGCUGUGUCUUCACCGGAGUGACACCGUGGAUCCUCGGGUGUCUAGGUAAGGUUUUUUGGGAUGGUAAGGUGACAGUUUAUUUGGAUUCAGAAAAGGAGAUCUGAGAGGAUACGUGUAAGAUUGUCUCGUCGGACCAUGAAGCUGUCCUAAUGGCUCCAAACAACUUACAAUAGCCAAUUAUUUUAAAAUCCGUAAUUAUUAAUUCUUUUAUCUCAGCUCGUUUUACUGGUCUUGUUGAUAAUUCUUUAAUGAACACAAAUAUUCACUAUCUUUGACACCCUGGAAGGACAAUGCAACAUAUUCAUCCAAAUUUCAGAGGACCACUUUGGGAGUCUAACCAUCCAUGUAUGCCAAUAUUUAAAAGCAGACUAACUUUAACGACACUGCCCUUUUAUAACUUUCUGUUAUGGGUCCUCCUCGGAGUGUUGACGUUCCCUUGUUGUGUCCAUUGUUUAAUAUUCAAAGUGGGGGUUGUGGGGCCUUGGAAUUGCGACCCGGUAGCCUACAGGGCUCUGCCUGCUGCAGCCGCCAGGCUCGCUGUGAACAGGAUAAAUGGAGAUCUAAAUCUGAAUCUGGGACUGAAAAUGGACUUUAUCAUCCUCCAGGAGCCUUGCCAAACAUCCAGAGCCCUCACUGCGUUUAUUUACUAUGAGCAGAUGGCGGAUGCGUUUGUGGGCCCAUCCAACCCGGGAUACUGUACUGCAGCUUCUCUGCUGGCCAAGAACUGGGACAAAGCCAUCUUCUCUUACAGCUGUGUUAACUAUGAGCUGGACCAGCUCAUGGGACACCCGACUUUUGCCAGGACGGUGCCAGUUCCCACAGAGGUGUUGUUCACCGUGUUUAAACACUUCAGGUGGGCCAGUAUUGUAGUGGUCUCAUCCAAUGAGGACAUUUGGAGGGAUACUGCUGUGAGAGUAGCUACUGCUCUCAGAGAGAAGGGGCUUCCUGUUGGCCUGGUUACAUCUAUUGGUAUAAAUGAGACGGAGGUGGAGAGCACGCUGAGGAAGAUCCAGGCUGCAGGAAACAUCAAUGUCAUCAUCAUGUGCAUGCAUUCAAUCCUGGUUGGAGGGGAGAAGCAGGCCACUUUUCUUCUCAAAGCACAGACAAUGGGCCUGACUACGGGGAAGUAUGUGUUUGUGCCCUAUGACACCCUCCACUACAGCGUGCCCUACACCAACGUCUCAUACUUCCCUCUGCAAAAUAACAGCAGGCUGAGGGAGGCCUACGAUGCUGUGCUCACCAUCACGAUGGCCUCUGAGCCUUUGUCCUUCAACGAGGCGUUUGCUGCCGCCCAGAGGAGUGGGGAAAUUACGCCAGAUGUGCAGCCAGAAAAGGUUAACCCACUAUUUGGGACCAUCUAUGACAGCAUCUACCUGCUGGCCAAGUCCAUCCACAACGCCAGGAGAGGAGGCAUGCCGCUGUCAGGCUCAAACCUAGCCUACUUCACAAAAAACAUAACCUUCACUGGCUUCAACAAGAAGGUCAAGGUGGACACUAGUGGGAAUGUUAAGACCAAUUACAUCAUCCUGGACUCUGACAACAGAGGAAGCCAGCUGUACCAGACCCAUUUAGUGGAUCUUAUGUCUGGAGUGCUUAGUUUUGCUGGGAGGUCCAUUAACUUUCCAGGAGGAUCUCCUCCACCGUCUGAUUCCAGCUGCUGGUUCGACAAGAAUGCCAUCUGCAACGGAGGUGUGGAGGUCACCUACAUCAUAGUGGUGUUUGCUGUCAUCUUCAUUCUGGCUAUGGGAGGGCUCAUCAUAAGUCUUUAUAUCAGGAGGAGACUCCAACAAAUCCAGCUGGUCAAAGGUCCCAAUCGAAUCCUCCUGACAUUAGAGGAUCUCACUUUUAUAAAUCCUCAGCUCAGCAAAAAGAAAAUUACUUUAGAGGAUCUGAGUGAAUCCAAGAGUGCUCUAGAGGAUAAAUCUGCAAACUGCUCGCACUCCGUGAACAGCAUGCAGACUGAGACUCAUGAGACCACCAAUGUAGCUGUUUACGAGGGUGACUGGGUGUGGCUAAAGAAAUUUGAGGAGGGACAGUUCAAAGAAGUGAAGCAGAGCACUACCAAGAUUUUCACAAAGAUGAAAGACCUGAGAAACGAGAAUGUGAACCCGUUUCUUGGUUUCUUUUUGGACUGUUCCAUGUUUGCGGUGGUGAUGGAGCACUGCUCACGGGGAAGUCUACAAGACCUACUGAGGAACGAGGACGUCAAAUUAGACUGGAUGUUCAAGUCCUCGCUUGUGCUCGACCUCAUCAAGGGUAUGAAAUAUCUUCACCACAGAGAAUUCCCCCACGGCAGACUUAAAUCUUGUAACUGUGUGGUAGACGGGCGUUUUGUCCUCAAGAUAACUGACUAUGGCUUUAAUGAACUGCUGGAGUCUCAGAAAGCUCCUACAGAAGAACCUCCACCUGAAGAUUUAUUUUGGACAGCUCCAGAGUUCUUAAGGGACCCAGCAAAUUCACGUAAAGGCACUUACAAGGGAGACGUGUACAGCUUUGCCAUUAUUCUUCAAGAGGUGGUGGUCAGAGGGCCACCAUACUGCAUGCUGGGUCUACCGCCCAAGGAGAUCAUCCGUAAGGUGAAGAAGCCUCCUCCGAUGUGUCGCCCCAAUGUGGCCCCGGACCAGGCUCCUCUGGAAUGUAUCCAGCUGAUGAAGCAGUGCUGGUGCGAAAUGCCUGAACGCAGACCAACAUUUGAAGAAAUCUUUGACAGGUUUAAGAUUAUCAACAAGGGUAAGAAGACUAACAUAAUUGACUCCAUGCUGAGGAUGCUCGAGCAGUACAGCUCCAACCUGGAGGACCUCAUCAGAGAGAGAACCGAGGAGCUGGAGUUGGAAAAACAGAGAACAGAAAAACUAUUGUCAGAGAUGCUACCACCUUCUGUAGCUGAGGCCCUGAAGACCGGUGCCACAGUGCAGCCGGAGCACUUUGACCACGUGACGAUCUACUUCAGUGACAUUGUAGGUUUCACUACCAUCUCCUCGCUCAGUGAUCCCAUUGAAGUGGUUGACCUUCUCAAUGACCUCUACUCUCUGUUUGACGCCGUGCUCAGUAACCACGAUGUGUACAAGGUGGAGACCAUUGGUGAUGCUUACAUGGUGGCAUCGGGUCUGCCAAAGAGAAACGGCAACAAGCACGCGGCUGAGAUCGCCAAUAUGUCUUUGAACAUUCUCAGCUCAGUAGGAACCUUCCAUAUGCGGCACAUGCCAGACGUGCCCGUCAGGAUACGCAUAGGAAUCCACUCAGGGCCCUGUGUUGCUGGGGUGGUAGGUCUGACUAUGCCUCGGUACUGCCUUUUUGGAGACACAGUCAACACUGCCUCUCGUAUGGAAUCCACUGGGCUGCCUUAUAGAAUCCAUGUAAAUAUGAGCACUGUGAAGAUCCUCCAUUCUCUCAAUGAGGGUUACAAAAUAAAUGUCAGAGGCAAGACAGAGCUAAAGGGUAAAGGUAUUGAAGAGACAUACUGGCUUGUAGGGAAAACCGACUUUACAAAGCCUUUGCCAAAACCGCCAGAGAUCAAACCAGGGGACAACUGGCAGGAGAUGGUGACAGAAGAGAUCAAGACGCUUUUUCGCAAGGCCAACAGGCAGGUGGACAAGAAGAUCUGAAUGAGUGGAAAGAAAGGAAAGAUGUUAAAAGAACACCAG